Molecule: messenger RNA, 533 nt
Organism: Aspergillus novofumigatus IBT 16806
Lineage: Eukaryota; Fungi; Ascomycota; Eurotiomycetes; Eurotiales; Aspergillaceae
Exons: 1
Coding region: 100-375 (91 amino acids)
Source: RefSeq, a predicted model, not a curated record
CUACGAGAAAACAAACCUUCUCUGUCUAUUACUUUGAAACCUGCUUAUUAUCAGCUCUAUCACAAAACCACAAUCGCAUCAACCACAAAGCAAAUCACCAUGCCAAACAACAACUUCUCCUCCUCCCAAGACACUGGCGUCACUGGCGCCGCGAAAUUCGUCACCUCGACUCUGGGAAACACUGUCGGCGGAGUCUCUCGCACCGUUGGUGGAGUGACUGGUGCAGCUGCUCGAGGAGUCGGCGACACCAUCACAAGUGCAACCGGAAGUGCAGGAAAGCCUGUUGGGGAUGCGUUGGGAAGUGUCGGGACGGGCGUUGAAGAUGGGGCGAACCGAGUUGCAAAGGGAGUCGAAGAUGCUGGACAAUGGCGGUAAAUCAGGUACGAUACUGUCCAGUCGUCUGGGUCAUGAUAGGCUGAAUGUCUGACUUGAUAUGGUGGUGGAUUGCAGUGUAUUAAUUAGGGUUUAAACUGAGUUUUAUUCUGUCAAGUGGCGCUUAUAGGUUAUAAGUCCAAUGAGCUUUUUCAAUAUGG